Messenger RNA from Bombus impatiens (common eastern bumble bee), 4008 nucleotides. Its product is annotated as long-chain fatty acid transport protein 1. Gene Ontology annotation, cellular component: endoplasmic reticulum. Gene Ontology annotation, molecular function: long-chain fatty acid-CoA ligase activity; long-chain fatty acid transmembrane transporter activity. Lineage: Eukaryota; Metazoa; Arthropoda; Insecta; Hymenoptera; Apidae. The record is from RefSeq and is a predicted model, not a curated record. The coding region runs from base 1306 to 3255 and encodes 649 amino acids. Gene Ontology annotation, biological process: triglyceride homeostasis. The transcript has 12 exons.
UAAAUUUAAAAUAAUACUUUAAAUUUAAUAGGUUUUGUUCCAACGUGAUUAUAAAAUUAUAGAUAUAAUCAAAAUUUUGGUAAUUUCAAUUGAAUUUCUCUUCCUGGUAAUCAGUUUUAUUUAAACCAUUUGGAGAUAAUAUGAAAUUUGUUUUGAAAAUCAAAAUGAUGCGCUAUUGUAUUACCUAUUUGUAUUUUAUAUAUAUCGCAAUCUUUAAUAUUAUUUAAGUUUAUUUUUCAUAUAUUACAAAUCAUAUAUUUUCGAUUAAAAUAUACUAUGCUAUAUGAAUACUGAUUAUUCAUUGUUCUUUAACAUAUAGAUGGUGCUGCAAUCUAAUUAUACGCAGAUCAUUAAAAAUUAUAAUUCUUUCAUUGACAAUAUGAAUUUUUAUUUUAAAAUAUAUGUGAAUGUAAAAUAUAUGUGAUCGAAUUUUUCUAGAGCAUUAUUGUAUUUAUAAUUAAUAAAUAUGUAAAAGUAAAUAGUAAUGAUUGCAGAAGUUUUCAUGUUGAAAACUAACAAAGUAUCGUACAUAACAACGUAUUAUAUUAGUUACCAGAAUUAUAAUUAAAUUCAAAUCUCGAAUAAAUGUCUACAGCAUAUUUAACAUAUUUUGGCAAAAAUGAUUUUUAAGUUACAUUGUUCCAUAAGUUUUAAACACCUCGCGUGCUUCUUAUGUUUAUUACAUUACAUCACCUUCUGGCGAAAUAUCUGCAGCAAGUUUGUGUGUAUGAAGACGACCGACAAGAAUCGUAGAUUAACGUCUAUAGUCUAUACAAACGAGGAGCAAGAAACGUAAUAAUAUAAAUUUUCAAGCAUUCUUUACACAAAAAGCAAACUGUUUCUAAUAAACGUUUUCGAAUAGAAUUUUUUUUUCCAUUUCACUUUUCUUUGCUCGUUUAUCUUUAACCGUGAUUUUUGAAAAAAGCUCUCAAUAAGCAAACUCGAAAGCAAAAAGCAUACACGAAACAAAACGGCGCUUGCUCAGGUUCGCAGAGUGGCUGGGCAUGCCUAGUAGCGAUGCGACAGGAACGCGAAGUUGGAGGAACGCCGUUGUGGUGGCGCAAUAGCGAAGUGCCGUCGGAACGCGGUGUCUGCAGUCAAGUCAGUCGCUUUGCCGGCUGUUAGUGUUGUUGGUGCAUCGUCGAGAGUGGCCUCGCUCCGAGAGGCACAGGAUAUUGAUUUGCACGCUGUCUCGUACGAUUUUCAAUUCAGGAUCAACCGUGGUGCUUCUCGUACCCCUUGAAACGAGUAAGUUCCGAGGUACGGGUACCAGAACUCAGCGAACAGACUGGGUGACGCUGGAUCAUGGAUGUUACACUUUUGCUGUUAGCUCUGGGUGUUAUUGCUGCGAUGUUCGGUGUUGUGGCGACGAGGUUCGGUUUCCCUGGGUUCAACAAGAUUGCCCAGGUCGCGCUUGCUUUGGCCUUACUUCCAGUUAUCUGCAAAUUUCAUCGGAAGCUAUAUAUCAUUUGCAAAGUUCUACCUCGUGACCUAAAAUUCCUGUAUCGUGCCGUUACGGCAGAAAUCGAAAUAAAAGGGCAACGUCGAAACAAUAUGACCGUCGUGAAGGUUUUUAAGAAAAGAGUGGAUCGUUAUCCUAACAAGCCUUGCUUCUUCUUCGAGGAUCAAGUUUGGACUUAUUCCGACAUUAACAAAUAUAGCAACCAGAUAGCAUAUAUUUUUCAAAAAGCUGGCUACGUAAAAGGAGAUGCUGUGGCCUUAAUGAUGCCCAAUAGACCAGAAUAUGCCGCGAUUUGGCUUGGCCUGGGAAAACUCGGUGUCGUUACUGCACUGAUUAACACGAAUUUGCGUCUCCAGUCUUUGAUUCAUUGUCUUCGUAUCGCUGAAGUGAAGAGUAUCAUUUACGUGGAAGAAUACUCGUCUGCCGUCGAUGACAUUAUGGACUCGAUCCAGGGAAUCGCGAGAUACAAAGUAUGUUUCAAGUCUGAAACCUGUGAGAACGGAGUGUACGAUUUGAACAAACUUAUAUCGGAAGCCAGCACGAACGAGCCUGUCGUAAAAGACGAACCCAAUUACCGGGAUAAGCUGCUAUACUUUUACACAAGCGGUACCACUGGUUUACCGAAAGUUGCAAUAGUUCUCAAUUCGAGAUACUUGCUGGUCGUAAUGCCCUUCAAUUUGGUGGGCUUGAGAUCGGGUGAUAUCCUAUACAAUCCAAAUCCCUUGUACCAUACUGCUGGUGGAAUGCUUGGAGUAGGUUUCGCAAUUCUGAAAGGUAUACCAACCGUGUUAAGGACCAAGUUUUCAGUGUCGGCUUAUUGGACAGAUUGCAUCAAAUAUAAUUGUACCGCAGCACAAUAUGUCGGUGAAAUGUGUCGUUACUUGCUGAAUGCACCCCCCAAACCGGAAGAUAAUGCGCAUCGUUUGAGACUCAUGUUUGGAAAUGGCAUGAGGCCGCAGAUUUGGGGCGAAUUUGUCAAACGCUUCAACAUUAAACGAAUUUCCGAAUUCUACGGAUCUAGCGAGGGCAAUGCUAAUAUUGCCAAUUUAGACGGUCGAACUGGCGCCGUCGGUUUUGUGCCACUAAUCGUGCCACGAGUGUUUCAUCCUCUAGCAAUUAUCCGCGUAAAUAACCAGACAUACGAGCCUGUUAGAGGAACCAAUGGCUUAUGUAUAAGAGCAGAAACAAAUGAGCCAGGCAUGUUCAUAGGAUUAAUAAAAGAAGGAGACGCGUUAAGAGAGUUCAAUGGAUAUCUGGAUAAAGAGGAAUCGAAAAGAAAAAUAAUACAAGAUGUGUUUGUGAAAGGUGAUAAGGCCUUUCUAACAGGUGAUAUUUUAGUAGAGGACGAAUGCGGUUAUAUCUAUUUCAAGGAUAGAGUAGGCGACACGUUUAGGUGGAAGGGAGAAAACGUUGCUACUGCAGAAGUGGAGGGAGUUAUCAGUAAUAUUGCAGGAAAAAGAGACGCUACCGUUUACGGAGUUCAGGUGCCUGGAAUGGAAGGAAGGGCAGGAAUGGCAGCGAUAGUUGACCCAGACAGCCUUCUGGAUUUCAAAGCUCUUGCGGAAGGUUUAGAGAAAGCACUGCCAGCAUAUGCUAGACCAAUCUUCUUGCGAAUUGUGAAAGAACUGGAAAUAACAGGGACAUUUAAGUUGAAGAAGAUGAACCUUCAAAAGGAAGGUUUCGAUCCGAGCAAAAUUCAAGACAAGAUGUACUUCUUAUCCGGUAACAAAGAAUACGUCGAAAUCACACCAGAACUUUAUCAAGAGAUUAUUUCCGGAUCGAGAAAGUUCUAGUUGUAACAUUAACGCUUGGCGAGCGACACUCGAUUGUCGAAUAUACUUGUAAAACGAGUACAUAUAUAACUUUUUUUACAACAUGAAUAUGACUUUCUGCACGCGCCUUGUAGAUACAAUGCAUAGGAUAUUAUGUAAUAACAUCAGGCAUGUUAAACCAUAGAAUUAUAGGCGGAUGUUUUUUGAACUUAUGAAAAGAAAGGGAGAGAGUUAUUUUUACGAGGGCUCAAAAAUAGGAAAAAGAGAUAAGCGAAAAAGAAAUUACAUUUUUGUCAUCAACGACGGGAGACGAAUAUGGUGACAUGUUCCUGUUUAUUUUAUAAAUACUGUGUAUAUUUUUAAUCAAACGAAACGGUCCGUAGUAUAAGACAAAUUGGCAUUGUAGGUAGGAAGAUAGCAACGAAUAAAGUCAUUCUUAACACGUAAUGCUGAUUUUUCAUCAGAAAUACCUUAUUUAAGCAUAUAGAAAUUUCUCAGGUCUUUAGAUAAUUCUACCUGCGACUAUAAAACAAUCAAAAAGAAAUAAAUUACUUACGUCUGCAGUAUUUAGAUUACAUGUAAUUUGUCACCUCGUAUAUCGUUUGCAAAUUUAUUAUUUAUACGUAUAUGUUUAUUGAAUUUGCACUCGUCCCAUUUGCGUUUAUACCAAAAUGCCGAUAGAUUAAAAACAAAAUGUGAAUAUACACGAUGAUUAAGCAUAAUAUUAUAUGUAAGCUCAACUUAUUCUACUAGCUCCGUCAAGAUAUGAUAGAU